This is a messenger RNA of Girardinichthys multiradiatus, 1064 nucleotides long. It is a transcript of the gene tppp2, whose product is annotated as tubulin polymerization-promoting protein family member 2. The transcript is spliced from 4 exons. The record is from RefSeq and is a predicted model, not a curated record. Gene Ontology annotation, biological process: microtubule bundle formation; microtubule polymerization; positive regulation of protein polymerization. NCBI's taxonomy places the organism in Eukaryota, Metazoa, Chordata, Actinopteri, Cyprinodontiformes, Goodeidae. Gene Ontology annotation, cellular component: microtubule. Gene Ontology annotation, molecular function: tubulin binding. Bases 160 to 696 code for a protein of 178 amino acids.
CCCAUCUCAACUCCUCUCAGCCUCUCUCCACUUGCAUCUCUGUAUGUCGCAUCUCUGAAAAAUCUGGGAGUGGCAGGAAGGAGAGCCAGAGGACAAAGAGAAAGGCAGUAGUGAAGCAGCUAAAUAUUUACGUGGCAUCACUGCAUUUACAACAGCAGAAUGGCAGAGGGCACAGUGUCUAUGGCUGAGGUGGAGACUUCCUUCCAGAAGUUUGCAGUACAUGGAGACACCAAAGCGACUGGAAAAGAGAUGAAUGGAAAGAACUUUGCCAAGAUUUGCAAAGACUGUCACAUUACCGACGGCAAGAACGUCACCACUACGGAUGUUGAUAUUGUUUUCAGCAAAGUCAAGGCAAAGUCAGCUCGUGUCAUUACGUUUGAGCAGUUCAACCAGGCCCUGAUUGAGUUGGCUCCGAAGCGUUUUAAAGGCAAGAGCAAAGAGGAGGCUGUUCAGCAGCUCUAUGGCCUCAUUAUUGGGAAAGAACCUGCCAAUGCUGGAGUCACUAAAGUUGCAAAGGCAGCCGCAGUGGAGAGACUGACUGACUCAGCCAAGUACACCGGCUCUCACAAGGAGCGGUUUGAUGACUCAGGCAAAGGGAAAGGGAAGGGUGGACGUGAGGACAUUCCAGACACCAGUGGAUAUGUGACGGCUUAUAAGGGCAGUGGCACUUUUGAUGAAAAAGUAAAAAAUCCAUGAUCCUGUUAAAAUUACAAACCCCUGCACUGGCAACAGUUUAAUGAUGCAUAGCAUGUAUAAAUACUAAUGUAAUAAUGUAUAUUUAUGUCUUUUAUUUUAUAGGAACCAAAGAUAGAACGCUUGCUUUCUAGAUCAAUUCGGAACCAUUAAUAAAAGCUCUGACAUAUUGUGCUGUUAUGCUUAAGCUGUAUUGAUUUCAUGAAUAAUUAAUCAUUGGUUUUGAGAAGAUGCCCCACUAGCAGCCACUUUUUAUAUACCAUGCUAAGCUUUGCUACAUAAAAAAAUUAAGCUUCUUUCAUAAUGUACUGAGAAAAGAUUCUUCAAGAAAAAUUGCAAUAAACUUUACAGAUGAUGUGGUUAAAGGUGAA